AUGGGAUUGAACAUGGAUCUACAGAUUAUCCAGAAAGAUUAUCAUUACGGCAGUGUACAACCGCAAGACUUCACGCUAAAACCUCCUAUCGGAGGAGAGCGCAAGACUUCACGCCAAGACUUCCUAUCGGAGGACAGCGCAAGGCAGCCAUUACAUGCGAACAACGCUGUUCAUCGGGUAGAGAACAGCUGGUGGCCGAGCGACCAGAACGAAGGGAGUCACGCGAUAAGGGAGCGUGAUAACAACGGCGCGGUGGCGGGUGAAUUGGUUUCUCGCAUCGCGGGCUGCCUGAAUAUGGCGGGUUACCUGAAAGCGGCGGGCGCAACCUGCGCCUCGACCGGAAAUCCUCAUCAAUAUCAUCCACACGGUCAUCCGAUGGGAGUCGGCACCCAUCCACAUCCUCACUCACAUCCGCAUCCCGGUGCGCAUCCCGGUUUGCCGUCGCACUUCGCCCUCACCCCGCACGCUCAUACGCAUCAUGCGCUCGAGCAUGGAUUGGCAGCCGCAUUCCCACAAGGAAUGAAUCAACGCAAGCAACGUCGCGAGAGGACGACCUUCACCAGAGCUCAGCUGGAUGUGUUGGAGGGACUAUUCUCGAAAACGAGAUAUCCGGACAUCUUUAUGCGAGAGGAGGUUGCCCUUAAGAUCAACCUGCCAGAGUCGCGAGUCCAGGUUUGGUUCAAGAAUCGCCGAGCCAAAUGCAGACAACAAUUACAACAGCAUCAACAACAGCAACAGCAGCAGCAACAGCAACAGCAGACCCCUCCGUCGAAGGGUUCGCCCAGAUCAAAUCAGAAUCUCAGCAACAGCAGCACCGGAAGCAGAAUAUCGACGAGCUCGUCGACGACGCCUAGUAGGCGAUCUUCUCCAGAUUCACCGGUGCAAGGUAGGGACGCACCGGUAGCAGGAAACUCACCUUUGUCGACCCCGCUCCUGUCGACCCAAUCGACGUAUCCCCGAAAUGUUGGAACGACGCCAACCGGUGGCAGCGGAGCCAACAGCAAUCUGACGACCCCAUCGCCGCCGCUGACACCAAGCUCCAACCAACUGCAGCCAUCGUCCUAUCCAAGUGCGAUGAAUCAAAUUCAUCAUGGCGAGACUUACAGCUUCGGCUGGAGCUCGGCGGGGUCCGCUUCUGUGAACCACAGCCAAUACGCCGGUCAAGGUUACAAUGCUUACGCUCAAACCUCGAGCGUAUACGGUGGCGACUAUUAUCAGGCUCAGAUCCCGCACAUGCACCAUAGCCCGCAGACUAACUACCAUCAUCCGCAGUAUCAUCCUAACAUGACGCUCACCCCGUCCAUGUCGCAUCUGACUAGUCAUCACCUGAAUCCAGUGACCAGUCAGACGCAAGCUACUAGCAACGAUAUAGCGGCUGCUGCUGCCGUCGCUGCUGCUGCCGCUGCGUCGGGUGACGAUGCCGGUUACGUGCUGCCUGAUCAGAAGUAUUCGCCGUUAGUAUAGCGGUCCAGCAGGUCCUCCGGGAUCUUUCAGCGGGGUCAGGAAACCGCGAGCACGACCGGCACCUCGAUGCCCUAUCAUUGGCGACUGAACACGGCGAUAUGUCACGAGAUCAACGGUAAUCUGGAUUCCGACGACAAUUGAUCGUACAGAAGAGGGACUUCGCCAAAGCAACAGUAGAUAUGCUCCAGACUUGGGUAUGAUAAUUCGAAUCAUUGCGCGAAUUAGUUACACAAACUUUCUGCAUCCGGAAUGGACUGUGACGGCAGAUAUUAGCUAAUAUCGCAACAAUCGCGUACGUAUCUCACUAAACUUAAAAAAAAAAAAAAAAAACAAUAAUGUUCGUGGUGAUCUAAUUUUAAUUUGAUAUCAUUUUAUAAUUGUUUCAUCUUCUCAGACAACGCACGUGCAUAUGCGAAUAAAGUUAAGAAACAAACUAUGAAAAUGUACAGGAAUAUGCGAAUCUCACAGUAUUUGUGCAAGCAAUAUCUCUUUUACUUAUAGUAAAGGGCAAUUUUUUAAAUAAAAAUUAUAUAUUAUGUUCUCUUUACAUAAAUUAAUUUCUGCAAUAGUAUUUUUCUAGG
Trachymyrmex septentrionalis is the source of this 2045-nucleotide messenger RNA. RefSeq names its product homeobox protein OTX1-like. The transcript is spliced from 4 exons. Gene Ontology annotation, cellular component: nucleus. NCBI's taxonomy places the organism in Eukaryota, Metazoa, Arthropoda, Insecta, Hymenoptera, Formicidae. Gene Ontology annotation, biological process: regulation of transcription by RNA polymerase II. Gene Ontology annotation, molecular function: RNA polymerase II cis-regulatory region sequence-specific DNA binding; DNA-binding transcription factor activity, RNA polymerase II-specific. The coding region runs from base 1 to 1464 and encodes 487 amino acids. The record is from RefSeq and is a predicted model, not a curated record.